Molecule: messenger RNA, 1066 nt
Organism: Aspergillus alliaceus
Lineage: Eukaryota; Fungi; Ascomycota; Eurotiomycetes; Eurotiales; Aspergillaceae
Product: high-affinity Cu transporter CTR3
Exons: 4
Coding region: 265-945 (226 amino acids)
Biological process (GO): copper ion transmembrane transport
Cellular component (GO): membrane
Molecular function (GO): copper ion transmembrane transporter activity
Source: RefSeq, a predicted model, not a curated record
GGCGGAUCCUGCUGAAAGAAAAUCAUGCGCUCUAUGAUAAUAUGAUCCUACCUUUUGUAGCAUGAUAAAAGAACCUUUUCCUUUCUCUUCCUUCAUUUUCUUCCCACAUUUCAAUCCCUCGAGUCUCGUUUGUUCAGUGCUGCUAUCUAUAGCUAGUAAUUAACUACGGCCAGCGACGUGACUGAUCUGACUUCAGUCUAUCUCGUUUCACUACACUGAUCUCUCUUACUUUUAUUCCCUGACACAGACACCUUGUACGCCAACAUGGUAGCCCACGGCGACAUGAUGGGCAUGGAUAUGUCCAUGCCUACAGCAACAUCCACAGGAGCCAUGAGCUCCAGCACCGCCUCACACUCAAUGGACAUGGGCGGCAUGCACGGUGGCAACAGCUGCAAGAUCUCCAUGUUAUGGAACUGGACCGUCAAAGACGCCUGCUUCCUCUCCAAACAAUGGCACAUCACCUCCAACGGCAUGUUCGCUGGCUCUUGCAUAGGCGUCAUCCUGCUAGUAAUCAGUCUCGAAUUCCUCCGCCGCGUCGGCCGCGAAUACGACGCCUUCAUCCUCCGACGAGCCCGUCUCAGAGCCCAGUACCUCAACAUGCCAUUGUCCUCUUCUCAAACCUCCACCCCCGGCGAAGAAGACACGCCAAAGGCAUCCUCGUCUGCAACCCCAGUCCCAGUCACUACGGGUAUUAGAGCACCGAAUUGUCCCUCGGCGGGUUUCCCCGUCCGGCCUACGCUCGUCGAACAGCUCGUUCGCGCCCUGAUGCACAUGGUUCAGUUCGCUGUCGCCUAUUUCAUCAUGUUGCUGGCCAUGUAUUUCAAUGGGUACAUCAUUAUUUGUAUCUUUAUCGGGGCGUUCUUGGGCUCGUUCAUUUUUAGUUGGGAGCCGUUGCAGUUGGGGAAGGAAAAUGAUGCCACGAGUGUGACGAAAUGCUGUGGAUGAUAGAUAGACCAAGACUCUUGUACUAGGACUUAUGAUAUGGCAGGGAGUUUGGGUGUGGUUAUGUUUUCUUGUACUUAGUUUGCAUAGCUCCGCGGAUGGUAUAUAUUGAUGUUAAAAUAAU